AUGCCCUACACCGUCUACGACGCCUCCGUGAUUGCCUCCAAGCACAUCCUCACCGCCCUCCAGGGUAUCCUCACCAAGGCCGAGGAGCACCCCGACGGCGCCUCAUUCGCCGAGCGUCGCCUCGCCCCGGACAUGCUGCCGUUCUCCUUCCAGAUCUGGUCCGUCUGCGCCGUUGCCGAGGCGCAGGCCCUCACCCUGCAGCAAAAGGAAGCCGUGCGCAGGGAGUACGAGGAGGCACCGCUGCCGACGUACGCCGCGAUGCGCGCGCGGAUCGAGCAGGUGCUGGCCCUGCUGGAGACGGUGGACCGCGAUGCGGCCGUCGCGGCUGGGGACAUGACGACGACCAUUGAUUUCAAACGGUCCAUUGGCAAAAAGGAGCUUACAGGCGCUGCGUUUUGCGCGGGGGCGGGGAUCCCAAACAUGUACUUUCACGCGACGAUUGCUUAUGCGAUUUUGAGGAACGCGGGUGUGGAAUUGGGCAAGUUUGACUACCUCGGGCCGUUCUUUGGGGGCAACAUUGGCAUGUAG
Molecule: messenger RNA, 528 nt
Organism: Akanthomyces muscarius
Lineage: Eukaryota; Fungi; Ascomycota; Sordariomycetes; Hypocreales; Cordycipitaceae
Exons: 1
Coding region: 1-528 (175 amino acids)
Source: RefSeq, a predicted model, not a curated record